GCGACAGGAGCUCUACCGUGGAUUCCAUGAGACAUACUUAGAUUCAUUAACAAUUAUAUACGUGAUAAAGAAAACAACGUGAUUCGUAAAAAAAAAAAGAAUAAUAAUCGAAAAUACAACAAAUUCCUAAUCAAAGAAACAUUGGACGUGCAGCAUUCGUGUCAUUCAUUAACGCGCGAUUUUUGUGAUUAGGCUAGCUUAGAUCAGGUGUGUCAUCAUGAAGACUAUCCUUUCGAGGACUUUGAUUGUCGCUUUGAUCCUUGGGACAGGAGUGUUGGGAUAUCCACCGCAGGAGAGACUUAUGCCAGAUGGUGCACCAGUUCCCGAGGACGCUGUAAUACACGAGGAUUCAAUAGCAUCAGCAUCGGAAACCGGUGAGGAUUAUGCGGACGGCGAUGAUUCCGACAUGUAUAUGGAGACUGAUGGUGAAGAGACGAUGACGGAUCACGAAGAAAAUCGAACGGAAAGGAUUGAAUUAGAUACGACGACCAUGAAAACCGAUGACAAGCAGAAUGAUACAAGUACAGAUGAAACGGAUACGAAAGAUCAGGAAACGAAGAAUACUGAAUUAUCUCCUCAAGCUCAACAACCAUCCUUGGAUGCUGAUAAAAGCUUGGAAACCGAGAGUCAAAACUUCUUUCCAUCUUUCGCUGAAUUAUUCAGUAAUCACAGGUUACCAUUGAACGAUCAACAACAAAGAUACAGACCCAACAGGUUCUUGGGUUACUUUCAACGCGAUCGUGGUGUCUAUCAAACAGCUUCGGCAUCUUCCAAAGAGGUGCAACAUCCCCUUUUGGGUUCAGGAAACUUCGGAGUUAUUCGCGGUGGAACUUACUAUCCCGAAGAUAAGGAGAACGAAGAGUAUGCUGUUGAAGAUACACUCUAUAAUCCUUAUUAUCACGGUGCGACUGGUCGUGCUCGUGCCAAUUACUAUAGGAACCCUAAACCUCAACCAGUUAGAGGAGGCGACUUCUUCGCUAACUUCCGUGAUUUCGCCGACAUCACUGCACCACCUAAGUCGAGUUUCUCUCAUCUUUCCGUUGUAUACGCGAACAAGAAUGGUAGCUCUACAGGACGUAUCACGGAACCGAGAAACAUCAUUGAAACUCUGAGAAUGUUGGAGGAAGAGGAACAGCGGUCAAAUGUUAUGGAAACGGCAACUACGGAAAUCCCUAGGAAGAAGCUUAGUAAAGGGAAGAGGAAAUUAAUCAAGAUGAAACAAUACGACGAGGAUAAGGCGAGAAGAUCUCGCGUAACGAUAGAACCACUUUUAGCAUUGAGUUGAAAACUGAGUUCGUACUUAUUAGUGUUUACGGUUUAGAGGGGACGAGAAACUUUUGGGAUAACGUCCUACACGCGCUUAAAUAAUAUUUGGCCCUCGAGAAAGAUCGAUAAACAAGAUUCUUAACCAAUUACUCUUUCGAUUGUAGGAGGUCUAAAAAAAUGCGUAUUAGUUUAUGUCUCAGUCGCAUAGAGAUCGAGAUAUUAAUUAUCUAUUUCUUCCUAUUACGUUUGUUUAACAAAAUUGAUCAUUUCUCGAACGAUCCAACAAAUGCGUCAGAAGUAUAAGAUAUAAAUAUCGUUAUCGAUGAUACGAUAUAUACGUAAUAUAAUAAUAAUAAUAAUAAUAAAAUAAUAAUAAUAAUCCUACUAAUAGUUAAAGUAUUAAAUAUUCAUUAAGUAGAUUAAAUAAUUAAAUAGGAAUGAUCGUAAGUUGUAAACGUAUACGUGUGAUAUUAUUGAAGAUGUCAUCCAAUGAUGAAAGCUAACGAUUAUUAUUAUUAUUAUUAUUAUCAUCAUCUACCACCGAUUCAUGGGCACGCGCCAAAUUGAUCGUGCGAGAGUAGCGCAUGCACUUUCGUUACGCUCGAGUAGGCCUGAAUACCGGAACGAGUAAACGAGUAAACGGAGAACGACGACACGAGCUCUUUCGCUUGCUCGUUCGUUCAUUCGUUCGUUCAUUCGUUCGUUCGUUCGUUCAUUCGCGCGAUAAAACGUGGGCUUCGAGAUUAUACACAAGUCCAGGACAAACUGACAGACGAAUGAACUGACAGACAGACAGACAGACAGACAGACGCACGCGACUACUACUCGUCGUUCUGCUCGUGACUGCUCUCCUACCGCACAAAAACCAUCAACGAUUUAUUUGCAUGUUACCUCAAUUCACUUUACCACCUGGUAAAUUCAACUAAAUGCAUUCUACAUCAUAGUAUUCGAUAUCGCAUACACAGGUCAAUCUUACUGCGAGUUCGAUCAUUGUGCUAUUUCCCUCCCCCCUCCAUCAAAAGUAUAAUACAGGUGGAGAAUACGCAAAUGAAAUAAUUUAAUAAGAUGAUAAGAUUAAUCGUAAAAAUUUAAACGGGAUUGGUUGAAAUGCUAAGAAAAACAAUAAGAAAGAAGAA
Messenger RNA from Polistes dominula (European paper wasp), 2402 nucleotides. RefSeq lists its product as uncharacterized. Lineage: Eukaryota; Metazoa; Arthropoda; Insecta; Hymenoptera; Vespidae. The record is from RefSeq and is a predicted model, not a curated record.